Molecule: messenger RNA, 1725 nt
Organism: Acytostelium subglobosum LB1
Lineage: Eukaryota; Evosea; Eumycetozoa; Acytosteliales; Acytosteliaceae
Exons: 3
Coding region: 1-1725 (574 amino acids)
Cellular component (GO): nucleus
Molecular function (GO): protein binding
Source: RefSeq, a predicted model, not a curated record
AUGAAGAGAUUGAAUGAGUCAUCUAAUAAUGGCACAACAUUAACACUACGAGAGACUGUUCAACCAUUCUAUUCAUCACCAAACGAUGUCUUGGAACGCUUACGUAAACUAAAGACACUGGGCGAGGACGCAGUUGGCAGGAAUGAACCAAAGUUUGCGAUAUCCUACUACGCAAUGGCACUACAGUGUUAUGAUCAACAUGAGAGCAUGCUAAACAAACUUCCAGCAUCGUUCAAACUAGACGUAGUCCUGACCAGGCACCACGCAGCAAUAAUAGCCAACAUGCUGACGGAGGAACUAUCCAAACAGGAUCGCACUCUCGAAGUGUUGGCCGCGGCCGAUUGGACAAGCAUCCUUGAUCCGGACAUGAUACUGAUGUUGGCAAGCUACAACAGGGCCCACAGUCUGGAACUUCUUGGUGACGAGAAGCAAGUGAUCGAGAAGCUCAAGUAUGGGAUGAACAUACUGGUAAAGAACAAUCAGAAGGACAAGAUCCAUGCUCAAACUGUGCUACUGAGAAGAUAUGAGGUGUUUAAUGAAGGCAACUGCACCAACAAAGAACACAUCAAAUCAAAGAUGGCGAAUGACAAGACGUUUGAGCAGUUCCCAAUCAAGAUGGUAUGGGAAACAAAGGGACAUUACGGUGGGAGGAAGAUGGUGGCAUCCAAAGACAUCCCCAAAGGCACUGUUCUUCUAAGAGUAGCUCCAUUCGCCGCAACUUUAUACGACAACAUGGUGAACUCACAUUGUUCGACCUGUUUCCAAGACCUCCAAUACUGCAAAUCACAUACUUGUCCACAGUGCAAGCUCAAGUUCUGUGAGAUGUGUCACACCGACAAAGUGAUCAAAGAUGAACAUGGCGAUACAUGCAAACUACUGUCAACAAUACCAACAACAACAAAAGCAGACCCGACCUGGACAGUGUACACUCGGUUGGUGAUCCUCUGUUUGAGGCAAGCGAUGCUAUCUAUGAAUGGCAUGGCCACCAAACAGAACACACCAUCCACUUGGCACAAGGACGGUCUGCCAUUCAUCCAUGACACAUGGACCGAUAUGAUAAAGAUAUCAUUCAGAGAGAGAGACAUUUUCAAAGUUGAUGAUGAGAAGAACUGGGUCAAAACAAUCCAGGAUCAAAUCACUCGCUUCAAAGGAGCAGAUAUCAUCAAAUCUCUGGACAAGGCACAUCCAGGCGUCACAUUGGCCCUCUUGCGAAAGCUAGCACCCAAUGUAAAGAUCCUGAAAGAUGAGAUCCUACAGUCUCAGAUUGGUGUUGGCCUAUUCCCAAGUGCAGCACUCAUCAAACACUCAUGCGUGGGCAACAGCAACUCAUACAUGGACAACUAUGGCAUGCUGGUCUAUCGCAGCAACCAGGACAUCAAGGCUGGCGACGAGAUCACCAACAGUUAUAUCGAUCCAUUACUUCCUCUGGUGGACAGGCGUGCCAUACUUAUCAAGGACUACAACAUCUACUGCCAGUGCAAGCGAUGCACCGCCAUGGAGAGCACCGAGUAUCAAUGUCCCAAGUGUAGUCAACCACUUGGCAAAGAUAACCUCAGGACUUGGGAGCCUAAUCCAUCGAUCGACUUUGAUGGACAGGUCUAUCUACUCGACUCCUCACAAUAUCAUGACUCGGUACAACCAACCGAUGAGCAACAAUUGGUUCAGGUAUCAUAUCAUGUGCGCUUACAAUCAUAUGGCGAGGAAAGAGUACAUCAAGGCACCUGA